Messenger RNA from Synchiropus splendidus (mandarinfish), 2353 nucleotides. RefSeq names its product ribonuclease inhibitor-like. NCBI's taxonomy places the organism in Eukaryota, Metazoa, Chordata, Actinopteri, Syngnathiformes, Callionymidae. Bases 868 to 1149 code for a protein of 93 amino acids. Gene Ontology annotation, molecular function: protein binding. The record is from RefSeq and is a predicted model, not a curated record. The transcript is spliced from 3 exons.
CUUCUGAUGUUACAGCUCCAUUUCUAGAUUUCACUUCAUCUUUGGCUCAGAAAUCCACUUCCUCUUUUUCUUUUUAUUUUCUCUCCUUUUUCUCUCAAACCAAUGAGUUUCCUGAUUUUUCAAAAGAAGUGAUCCACUUUUCUCAAGUCUUUCUGAACCAACAUGGACAGUUUAGUGGCUGUUUCUUGUCCAUCAUGUUGAUUGAUGUUUGUCAUGUUGCUGAGAAAACACUGGGUUUUCUCUUCUUCUCCAGGUGUUUACUACUUUACUACAGUCUGACUUUGUUUCUCUCAAGUCUCCAUUUCUGCUUCACACAUUCCUCCACUGGAUUUAUGGAUUGAUGUUGAAGAUAUUGAGGACAAUGUUCAUCAGCUCCAAUAGAAUCAUCAUCUCUGCAGCUCAUGUUCAUAAUAUUGGAGCAGAAUCACACCUUUUUUCAUCGGAGCUCCUUUCUCUGUUGGGUCCACUGAGUUUGACUUUGAAGUGUUUUGUCUUCAUCUCCAUGUUUCUGUUCUCUUGUUGCUCUUUUGACCAAUAAUAGAGCCAAAACACUGGCCUCACAACAGUCGCAGUGUUUCAGACAUGUUUGAUCAGGUUGAUCCUGACUGAUAUAAAAGUGCUUCAAAUAUUCCAACCAUAAUGUGAUGAUGAUCUUCUGAAUGGAAAGAGUUCAGUGGCUCCUCACAUCAAGUCUUUAAAGUCUUGUCACAAUAGAGGAUUGAAAAAGUCUCACUUGUUGAUGACACUCGUCUCUUUCACAGCCUGAGCAGCUGUGAACUGUCAGAGAGAAGUGGUUCCCUUCUGUCCUCAGUCCUCAGCUCUCCGUCCUCUAGUCUGACACACCUGCACCUGAGCUACAACAGGGGCAUGAAGGAUGCAGGAGUGGAGCUGCUGUCUGCUGGACUGAAGAGUCCUCACUGUCACCUGGAGACUCUCAGUCUGAGACGGUGUAGGAUCUCAGAGAGAGGCUGUGCUUCUCUGGCCUCAGCUCUGACCUCUAACCCCUCCCACCUGAGAGAGCUGGACCUGAGCUCCAACCAUCCAGGAGGAGCAGGACUGGAGCUGCUGUCUGCUGGACUGGAGAGUCCAGACUGGAGGCUGGAGACUCUCAGGCUGGAACCCUGUGGACCACUGUGGUUAGAGAUCUGACCUGAAGAAGUGUGAGUGAGUGUUUGAUCCAUGAGAACUGCUGGACUCACAAGUCUCUGACAGAGCAGCAGUGGUGAUGAACUUUGACCUUCAUCUCUUUCAUUGGUCAAGACUGACUCCGAGUCUCAGCAGCCGCUGCCGUCAUCAUGGAGAGUUUCCAGCUCUUCUGAGUCUCAGUGGAGAGCAGCACAGAGAAAGAGUCCUCAACAGCAGUCAGAGAAGAAGCCUCCACCCUCACAGAAGCUCUUCAUCUGUGGAAACGCUUCUCUCUUCAACGCCCCAAACAGCUCAGAUGUCCAGCUUUUGCUCUUGUUUUCCAUGACUCCUUCAUGCCACUUCCUCUCUGAAGCCUUCAGUCGUGUCCAUGACUUGAACCCUGAUAUGAGCCCUUUGAUGUGGACACUUGAGGAGCCUGUGUUUUGGACACGUGGACUUUGUUCAUCACAUGUCACUGGCUGAAAUGAUCUUCCUCUGAAUGCAAACCGACAGAUGCUCAUGACUCAGUAGGAACAGGGCUGUUUGACUCACCAUGUGAUCUUCUUCUUCUCACCAAGGUAGUUCCAAACACAAGACCAUGUACCUGAACAAUGUCUUUUAGAAGUCAGCAGUGACUCAGUGAGAAGCUAUGGAGAAAUGGUGUGAUGAGGUCACCAGCUGAGACCUCCAACCACGGCCUCCUGAUAUGGUGUGGGAAGAUCAACCUGCCAUUUGAUGUCUGCAGGUCUUUCAACAAGCUCUGUCACGGCUCACUUUGCCUCGUUUUGGACUCAACUCUUCCACAGUGGAAGAACCUGUUUUGGAUUUGCUGCACUGCAGGUAGAGACGGAGGAACCUGCUUUAAAGUUGGAGGAAUAUACACCUCUAAUGUAUCAUCCGUUUGCUCGCGAGAGUGUGGACCAGAAACCCAGCAGUUCAAAUGAGAAAGAAAGUCUUCCCUGCCAGAGGAGUCUAGUGACCCUGCCAGAGCUCUGGCUCCACAGCCUCAGCUCCAGUGGUGGAGACUGAGACCAAGACUCAUCGUCUCUGGCUCUGACUCUUUCAUGACACACUUCACUUCAUCUUGGUCUGCAGUCUCCACUCAGGGGUCCUGGGCUCUUGGGGUCCCCGUUGCCAUGGCGCCACAUUCCUGAUCUGGUGUCGACUCCCCUUGGUUUGGAGCGACGUAGAUGAUUCCUCUUGUUGUUGCCCAUUUCCUGGCCUUUUU